AUGACCGACAGAAACACAGAAAGAGACGCAUUGCCGUCUUCAUCUGAUAUAAUCAAUAGCAUGUCCAAUCGACUCGCAUCACCUCCAGGUUCCCGAACCCCGCCCUCCCGGCCUAUAAAGAGUACACUGUCCUUCCCAGACACGAGCGGAAACCCCUCACAUCUCGGCAAUCUUUCAGACGCUGUGGACCCUGCAGCUCUUGCCAAUGCUCUUAGAGACUAUGAUGAAGCCGGUCGCCGACGCGAACGUACCCCAGGCGCAAGCCCAAGCCGUAAGAGACAGAGGGUUUAUGGAGAUAGAUUCAUUCCAAACCGCGAGGGACAAGAUCUCCAAGCUACCUAUAGCUUAUUAGGUGAGGACGGUUGUCCGUCUACACCAUCGCGAACAAAAAAGCGGACUCCUCAUGGGGAACUCCACUUUCAGCGAACCGAAGAGGCCAACCGGACAUAUUCCCGCGUCCUGCGAAGUGAGCUCUUUGGCGACUCUGUACCACAGCCCGAUCCAGAUGCAGACGCUUUCCUCAAUUUCAGUACAAAAGCCCAUGAUCCGACCCGCUCUCACACUCCUCCCCCUGCAUCUCUAACGCCUUCUACUCCUCACAAAAACAUUCUCAACUACUCAUCGCCUCGAGCUGGGUCUAGUCACCCCACUCCUACAAAAACCCCCCGAAGCCAACACGGACCGAAUCUGAAUCCGCGAUCUGAGCUCUACAGCCUCUCACCCAUCCAUUAUAACAGCCAGAGGAUUUUGGGAACUCCGCGAAAACAACCCCGUGUGGUGCAUAAAGUACCAUUUAAGGUUCUAGACGCUCCAGAUCUUCAAGAUGACUUUUAUUUGAAUCUGGUGGACUGGGGAAGCACAAAUAUACUAGGUGUAGGCUUGGCUAAUUCUGUCUACAUGUGGCACUCUCAGUCGGGCCAAGUCACGAGACUUUGUGAACUCAAGGACGACACUGUUACUAGCGUGAGCUGGAUCCAACGCGGAACACACAUUGCAAUUGGUACCGGCAAAGGACUAGUGCAAAUCUGGGACGCUGAGAGCUGUCGACGCCUACGAACCAUGAUUGGUCAUCAUAACCGAGUUGGUGCGCUUGCGUGGAAUGAACAUAUAUUGACAUCUGGAGGACGAGAUCGACUUAUUUUCCACCGGGAUGUGCGAUCACCCGAUCAGUACCUCCGUCGUUUGGCGGGCCACAAGCAAGAAGUAUGCGGCCUAAAAUGGAAUACAGAAGAUGGCCAACUCGCGUCUGGUGGAAACGAUAAUAAGCUUAUUGUUUGGGAUAAGCUGAAUGAGACGCCGUUACAUCGGUUUUCACAGCACACUGCGGCUGUCAAGGCAAUUGCCUGGUCACCACAUCAGCACAAUCUUUUAGCCUCCGGUGGUGGUACAGCAGAUCGUACAAUCAAAUUCUGGAAUACUGCCACUGGCCAAUUGAUUCGCGAAUUGGACACUGGAAGUCAAGUGUGCAACCUGGGGUGGUCCAAAAAUUCCGACGAGCUCAUCAGCACACACGGUUAUAGCCAGAACCAGAUAGUGAUUUGGAAGUAUCCGCGCAUGGAGCAGAUCGUGUCAUUGACCGGUCAUACCUUUCGUGUGCUUUAUCUGGCAAUCAGUCCAGAUGGCCAGACAAUCGUCACGGGUGCUGGUGACGAAACAUUGAGAUUCUGGAAGAUCUUUGACGUUCAGAAUCGUAACGAUUGGCGACGGGGCAGCCGACUUGCUGAACUGAGCACAAUACGAUAA
Messenger RNA from Talaromyces marneffei, 1743 nucleotides. RefSeq lists its product as uncharacterized. The record is from RefSeq and is a predicted model, not a curated record. Bases 1 to 1743 code for a protein of 580 amino acids. Gene Ontology annotation, cellular component: anaphase-promoting complex. The transcript has 3 exons. Gene Ontology annotation, molecular function: anaphase-promoting complex binding; ubiquitin ligase activator activity; protein binding. Lineage: Eukaryota; Fungi; Ascomycota; Eurotiomycetes; Eurotiales; Trichocomaceae. Gene Ontology annotation, biological process: anaphase-promoting complex-dependent catabolic process; positive regulation of ubiquitin protein ligase activity; positive regulation of anaphase-promoting complex-dependent catabolic process.